Pygocentrus nattereri (red-bellied piranha) is the source of this 6932-nucleotide messenger RNA. RefSeq names its product NACHT, LRR and PYD domains-containing protein 12-like. The record is from RefSeq and is a predicted model, not a curated record. Gene Ontology annotation, molecular function: protein binding. Bases 308 to 6439 code for a protein of 2043 amino acids. NCBI's taxonomy places the organism in Eukaryota, Metazoa, Chordata, Actinopteri, Characiformes, Serrasalmidae. The transcript has 32 exons.
CUGCGCAGAUGUUCAGCUCUAUUCCACGUGUUACAGUCUUAUCUAGAACCUACAGACAGACAGAGAACACUGUUCUGCACUGAUUUCAGCAUCUGCUGCUCAUUUUAUCAACAUCUGGAGAACCUUCAGACACCAUGUGUUCCACGCAGAACCAGAAGUGAUGCUGAGACAGAAGAAGAAAAGAACCUUCAGACGUGAUGUGGUCCACACAGAACCAGGAGUGAUGCUGAGACAAGAGAAGAACAGAUUGAUUCCCUCCACAGCAUACCUGUGCUGAUCAAAAGUAGCCAAUCAACUUUCUGAAACAAUGGCAACAAAGUCUGAGAAGAAUAAUGCCUCUACGAUGAGUGACACAGAGGAGGCUGACAUUCAAAGGAGACCAAGCUCACCUUCAUCCAGCUGUGUGUCCUUGAAGAGUAACCAAUCCAAAGACCCCCCUCACAACUUCAGAAAUGAAGGAACACCUACUCAAGAAAGGAGAUCAAGCUCACCAUUAUCCAGCUGUGUGUCCAUGAAGAGUGACCAGUCUAAAGACCCCCCUCACAACUUCAGAAAUGAAGAAGCACCAGCUCAGGAAAGGAGACCAAACUCCCCUUUAUCCAGCUGCGUGUCCUUCAAGAGUGACCAGUCCAAAGACCCCCCUCACAACUUCAGUGGUAAAGAAUCUACUCAAGAAAGCUGCGUGUCUAUGAAGAGUAAUCAAUCAAAAGACCCUCCCCACAAUUUCAGAGAGAAAAACAUACCCAAAACUAAAAGGAGACCAGGCUCACCUAGAACCAGCAGUGUGUCCAUGAAAAGUGACCAGUCAAAAGAUCCACCUCACAACUUCAGAAAUGAAGAAUUUCCUGCACAGGAAAGGAGACCAAGCUCACCUAGACCCAGCGGUGUGUCCAUGAAGAGUGAUCAGUCAAAAGACCCUCCUCACAACUUCAGAAAUAAAGACUCACCAGCUAAAGAAAGGAAGAGACCAGGCUCAUCCAGACCCAGUUGUUUGUCCAUGAAGAGUGACCAGUCUAAAGACCCCCCUCACAACUUCAGAGAUGAAUUACCCACAGAGGAACAAUGUGCAUCCAUGGAAAGAAGACAAUCAAAAGAUGACGAUCUAAACUCCAAAGACAGAUCGGGGUCUAUAAAAAUGGGUUCCCCCGAAAAAAUGGAGCCUAAUUUACAGAAUUUCACUGACCAGCAAAGUUUCAAGAAGACCCCGGAUCUCUGUCGCAUCUUCUCUGAUCUGGAGAACAAAAUAAUUGUUUUCAUCAAGCAUGAGCUGGAGCGGUUCAGGAAGAUUCUGACAAAAGAAAACACAAAAUACUAUGAAAAGCUGACAGAUGACUGGUGCAGCGCUAAAGAGGGAGCUCUUAAUCUUGCUCUGCACUUUCUGAAGAAGAUGAAGCACGAUAACAUUGCUGAUGCACUGGAGACAAAUGAGCUGGUUGUCAUUCGUCAGUGUGAACUCAAGUCCAAUAUGAAAAAUAAAUAUACACGUAUAUUUGAAGGAAUAGCACAGAAAGGUGGUUCUACUCUCCUAAACAAAAUCUACACAGAUCUCUACAUCACAGAGGGUGUUAAGACCAAAGAUGAAUCUGAGCUGAAGAAGAUUGAAGCAGCAUCCAAGAAUCAGGAAACCAUAGAGGAACCAAUUCAGUGCAAUGACAUGUUCGAAGCACUAAGCGAAGAAGACAAACCCAUCAGAACUGUGAUGACACAGGGCAUUGCUGGCAUUGGAAAAUCAGUCUCUGCGCAGAAGUUCAUUCUGGAAUGGGCGAAUGGAAAUAAAAAUCAGAGAAUUAAGUUUAUCUUCCCACUUCCAUUCAGAGAGCUGAAUUUGAAGGAAGGAAAACACAGUCUGAUGGAUAUUCUCAACCAGUUUUUCCCAGAGACGAAAGGUCUGAGAUUUCGGGAAAAGUACAAAGUCAUGUUCGUCUUUGAUGGUCUAGACGAAUGCCGACUCCCUCUUAAUUUCAAGAAAAAUGAACACUGCGCUGACGAAACACAGAAAGCAUCGUUAGAUGUUCUGCUGACAAACCUCAUCAAGGGGAAUCUGCUGCCCUCUGCUCUGAUCUGGAUAACCACUAGACCAGCAGCUGCCAGUAUGAUCCCUGCUGAGUUUAUCGACCGAGUCACAGAGGUGCGUGGCUUCAAUGAUAAGCAGAAAGAUGAAUAUUUCAGAAAGAAAAUCAGUGAUCAGGACCUGGCCAUCAAAAUAAUUGAUCACAUCAAAGAGUCAAGAAGCCUCCACAUCAUGUGCCACAUCCCUGUCUUCUGCUGGAUCUCAGCCACUGUACUUGAGCAGCUUUUGAAAGGAACACAGAAUGAAGACACUCCAAAAACACUGACACAAAUGUACACACGAUUUCUGAUCUAUCAGACCGUACAGAAAAAUCAGAAGUCUGGUGAGCAGACUGCAUCGGAUGUACCCUGGGAUAAAGAGGGCAUAUUGGCCUUAGGAAAACUGGCUUUUCAGCACUUGGAGAAGAACAAUCUGAUCUUCUACAGCGAGGACCUAAGAGAGUGCGGUAUUGAGAUCAGUGAAACUUCCGUGUACUCUGGAGUGUGCACACAAGAGACUGGGAUGUUUCUGGGCACAGUGUACAGCUUUGUGCAUCUGAGCAUUCAGGAGUUUAUUGCUGCUUUGUAUGCAUAUGUUUGUCUCAACAAUGACAAGAAGAAUGUCUUUUCCCACCAGAACACAUCACAGGAAAAUGGAAAUGAGACCAUUGUUAGUUUGCUGAAGACUGCAGUAGACAAGGCUUUAGAGAGUGACAAAGGCCACCUGGACCUCUUCCUUCGUUUCCUUCUAGGCCUCUCACUGGAGACCAAUCAGGUGCUCAUUCGAGGUCUGUUGACCCAGACAGGAAGCAGCUCAGACAGCAACAAGGAAAUAGUUCAGUACAUUAAGGAUAAGUUUGGAGAAAAUCCAUCUCCAGAGAGAUCAAUCAAUCUCUUCUACUGUCUGAAUGAACUGAAUGAGCGUUCUCUAGUGCAGGAAAUGCAGAAGCAAAUGAAAGACGGAACACUUUCCAUGAGUGAACUCUCACCUGCACAGUGGUCAGCUCUGGUCUUUGUGUUGCUGACAUCAGAGGAGGAGCUUGAAGUUUUUGACCUGAAGAAGUUCAUUGGAUCAGAUGAGUGUCUUAAGAAACUGCUUCCAGUGGUCGAAACUGCUAAAAUAGCUUUGCUCAAUGACUGUAAAUUGACAGAGACCAGCUUCAAAGCUUUAGUCAAACCUCUAAGCUCAGAAUCCUCAAAGCUGAUUAAGCUGGAUCUGAGUGACAAUGCUCUACAGGACUCAGGACUAAAGCUGCUCUCUGCUGGACUGAGUAGCAAAAACUGUAAACUGGAGGAACUGAGCAUCAAUAACUGUGGCCUAACAGAGGAGAGCUGUCAAGAUAUGGCUAGAGUUUUCAGCUUAGAGCAUUCCAUGUUGAAAAGCCUGGAACUGAGUAAAAACAAUCUGCAGGAUUCAGGAGUGCAGCGUCUUGCUGCUGGAUUGGAGAAACAACAGGUUAAGAUCAAAAAUCUGAGGCUGUGUGACUGCAGUAUAACAGAGCAAGGCUGUGCUGCUUUGGUUUCGGCUCUAAAAUUCAAUUAUUCAUCACACUUGACAGAGUUGGAUCUGAGUGAGAAUAAAAUAGGAGUUGCAGGAGUGGAGAAGCUCUCUGUCAUAUUUAAAAAUUACAGUUGCAAACUGGAGAAACUGAUGCUCAGUUACUGUCAUAUUGCAGGGGAGGGAUAUGCUGCUCUGGCUUCAGCUCUGAAAUCAAACUCCUCAUCACACCUCAUAGAGCUGGAUCUCAGAGGGAACGAUCCUGGAGAUACAGGAGUGAAGGAGCUCACUGUUCUAGUAGAUGAUCCAAGCUGUAAAUUGAAGACACUGAGGCUGUUGAAAUGUUCUGAUGCAGAAGAAGCCUAUAAGUUUCUAACUGAGAGUGUAAGAACAAAUCCCUUACUUGAGAGAAAGCUGGAUCUGAGGUCGGAAACCCUAGAUGACUCAAGAGUGAAGCAGCUCUCUGCCCUACUGGCAGAUUCGCACUGCAGACUUCUGGAACUCAGACUAAAUAGUGGACUGACAGAGGAAAGCUGUGCUGCUCUGGUGUCAGCGCUUUGUUUAAAUCCUUCACACCUGAGAACACUGGAUCUGAGUACGAACAAAGUGGGGAAAUCCGGAGCGGAGAUGCUUGGUACUCUUUUGGAGAAUCCUAACUGUCAACUGCAAAACCUAGGACUCAGUAACUGCAGUAUAACAAAGGAAGGCUGUGCUGCUGUGGCAUCAGCUGUAGAGAAAAACCCUUCACAUCUGAAAGAACUGGAUCUGAGUGGGAAUAAAAUAGAAGGUUCUGGACUUGAUCAAAUUUCUGCUUUACUGAAGAAUACACACUGCAUCCUAGACACACUGAGGCUCAGUUACUGUCAUAUUGCAGGGGAGGGAUAUGCUGCUCUGGCUUCAGCUCUGAAAUCAAACCCCUCAUCACACCUCAGAGAGCUGGAUCUCAGAGGAAACCAUCCUGGAGAUACAGGAGUGAAGGAGCUCACUGUUCUAGUAGAUGAUACAAGCUGUAAACUGAAGAUACUGAGGUUGCUGAAAAGUUCUGAUGCAGAAGAAGCCUGUGAUUCUCUGACUCAACUUUUAAAAAUAAACCCUUUACUGCAGACAGAGCUGGAUCUGAAAGGAAAAAUACAAGGAGACACAAAAGUCAAGCAGCUUUCUCUUCUGCUGGAGGAUUCACACUGCAGACUACAAAAACUUGGGCUUUCAGAUUGCAGUAUAACAGGGAAUGGAUAUGCUGCUCUGGCUUCAGCUCUGAAAUCAAACUCAUCACACCUCACAGAGCUUGAUCUCAGAGGGAACGAUCCUGGAGAUACAGGAGUGCAGAAGCUCACUGAUGUAGUAGAUGAUCCAAAAUAUAAACUAAAGACACUGAGACUAUUGAAGAGUGAUGAUGCAGUAGGAGCCCAUGCUUUCCUUUUUGAAUGUCUAAAGAAAGAGCCUUUAGUUUUGACUGAGCUGAAUCUGAGCAAGAAAAAACUAGGAUCUACAGAACUGAAGCAGCUCUCUGCUCUGCUGGUGGACUCACACUGCAAAUUAAAGACACUUAGGCUCAACGAAUGUGAUCUAACAGAGAAAAGCUGUGAACAUCUGGCCAAAGUUCUCAGUUCAAAGGAUUCCAAACUGACUGAGUUGGACCUCAGUAACAAUCACCUAGGGGAUCCAGGAGUGAAGGAACUCUCAACUGCACUGAGGAAUUCACACUGUAAACUGGAAACCCUGAGGCUUUCAGAGUGUCGUGUAGGCGAGAAAGGAUAUGCUGCUCUGGCUUCAGAUCUGAAAUCAAAUAAGUCAUCAGUCCUGAAAGAGCUGGAUCUCAGAGGGAACGAUCCUGGAGAUAAAGGAGUGGAGCUGAUCAGAAGCACAUCUUUAAGGAAAAUAAGGCUGUUGAAAAACCAUGCUGCAGAUGAAGCCCAUGACUCUCUGACCAAAGCUUUUGGAAAAGAUCCUUUACUGCUGUCUGAGCUGGAUCUAAAGAAGUAUGAACCAAGGCAUGCAGGAGUAGAGCAGAUCUGUGGAGUACUGGAGGAUUCCCACUGCAGAUUGAAGACCCUUAAACUGUAUAAAUCAGGCAGUAUUACAGAGAGAGACUGUGCUGCUCUGGUUUCUGCUCUGACUGCAAACCUCUCACAACUGAGAGAGCUGGAUCUGAACAAGAAUAAAUUGGAUAAGUCAGGAGUGCAGAAGCUCUGCAAUCUACUGAAGAAUCCUCACUGUAAAUUGGAGAAACUGACGCUAAAUAAGAACAAUAUCACAAGCAAAGACUGUGCUGAUCUGGCAUCAGCUCUUUCUUCAAGUCUUUCACACCUAAGAGAACUGGAUCUGAGUGAAAAUGUAAUUCAAGAUUCAGGAUUGAAGCAUUUUUGUGAUGUACUGAAGACUCAGGAGAGUAAACUAGAAAAAUUACUGUUAGUGAGCUGUGGUAUAAAAGAGGAAGGCUGUGCUGCUCUGGUUGUAGCUCUGAAAUCAAACUCCUCACACUUGAAAGUUCUGGACCUGCGUGAAAACAGUCUAGGAAAUUCAGUGAAAGAUCUUGCUGAAGUGCUGAAGGAUUCCAAAUGCAAUAUACAAUUGGAUGGCGUUUUUAGGAAAAUUGUUAAUAGUAUUACUGGGUGGUUCUCUGGAGGUGGUACAGAUAGCCCACAAACAACAGUGAGUGGAGUGGAUGAGGAAAGUGGACCAGCGUCGAGCGGCGAGUACGGGGAAAGACCGGCGCCAGCGUCGGGUGGAGCUGACAUGUCUAAAGAAGCCAGAACUACACGUAGCCUAGCAGAGCAGCCUUCAGAGAAGGGGGGUAACUGUGGUACAGGGGUGCAGGGCACUAAGAAGUUCAGAGACAGGUCUUACAAAAGAUCCUCACAAAUCUCCUCCAAAAACAUACAGGACAAAUAAAUUAAUGUGUGAAAUGAAUUAAACAAAAAUUUGAUAAAUGAAUCACAUAUUCCCCUCAUAUGGGGUGGGAAAAACUUGAUUCUUAGGUGCAUCGUGAUGCGGAGGUGAAACAUUCUGAACCGAUUCACAAAUGUCAGAAAUCAAUUUUCUAAAUUUUUAUUUAGAACGUAAUGUUGACGGAACGUAAAGGUUGGAAGUUGGAAGUGCGGAAGUGCGGUGGCCAGACAGUCUGUGGUGGCACAUAACAGGAACACCAGUGGAUGAGCGGGAAAUCCAACUUUGUGUUAAAGCCAGAUUAGAUCAGGCAUCAAAGCCCAAAUGUUAAGAAGAGACAUUUUGUCCUUUCAACAAAGUCAAACGACCUUGGGAGCCACAACAUUUGAUGCACAGUAUGUCUGGGUGUGAGCUGCUGUCCUAGCAGAGGCUAAAAAAUAUGAUCGGAACCACAGUGAUACAUAUUCUUCUACUUAAAUAAAUAAAAUGUUUUAACUUC